AUGUUGCUGGAGGUCAUUCACAGCGAUGUGUGUGGCCCCAUGAAAACUCCUACCUUCAGUGGAAAACGAUACUUCGUGACUUUCAUUGACGAAUACCCGCACUACUGUGUGGUGUAUCUGCUUCAAAACAAGUCUGAAGUAGCGACCAAGUUCGCUCAAUUUGUUGCGUUGGCGGAAACCCAAACUGGCAAACGUGUGAAGACACUCCGCAGUGAUAAUGGUGAUGAGUACACUUCCAGAACGAUGUCCAAGUUCUGUGCGGACCAUGGUAUCAUGCAGAAAUUCACGCCGCCUUACACCCCUCAAUUGAACGGUGUCGCCGAGCCAAUGAAUCGGACAUUAGUGGAAAGCGCUCGUUGCAUGAUGGAACAUGCUGAGUUAUCCAAGUCGUAUUGGGGUGACGCAGUCAUGAUCAAGCGAACUUCCUACGUCUUCGCUGUCCAAGUCGUUCAACAAGUCAUGACAAGUCACCCUACGAAGUAUGGACCAAAGCGGUCCAAGCUCGAUGCAAGAUCGAUUCAGUGUCGGUUCAUUGGAUACUCCGACCAUGAAAAAGCGUACCGUUUCGAGGAGAUCAAGAGUCGUCGUGUACUGGUCAGUCGCGACGCACAGUUCAUGGAGAAUGUUUUCGACAGUGGGAGACGCGACUAUGUGCAAGAUGGAGCCGUCGUCGAAGAAGAAGCUUUUAUGGAAGAUGAGGAUGUACCUAUGGAGGACUACUACCUCUCAUGA
Messenger RNA from Peronospora matthiolae, 732 nucleotides. The record is from the annotation of a GenBank genome assembly. NCBI's taxonomy places the organism in Eukaryota, Oomycota, Peronosporomycetes, Peronosporales, Peronosporaceae.